GAAAGUGGGAGUGGCGAGCGUAAGGGCGCCCUGCACGCGCGCGACAUCGACGCGCAUUGGAUACAGAGGUCGCUAUCGAAGUUUUAUAAGGAUCCGAUAGUGGCACAGCAAAAAGUUAACGAAAUUCUACAGAUUCUGAGGGAAGCGUCGGAUGAUCGCGAUUGUGAGAAUCAGUUGGUGUUAUUGUUGGGUUUUGAUCAGUUCGAGUUUAUUAAGGUGUUGCGACAGCAUAGGUGA
Messenger RNA from Anisakis simplex (herring worm), 237 nucleotides. NCBI's taxonomy places the organism in Eukaryota, Metazoa, Nematoda, Chromadorea, Rhabditida, Anisakidae. The record is from the annotation of a GenBank genome assembly.